Aspergillus alliaceus is the source of this 1572-nucleotide messenger RNA. Its product is annotated as FAD-dependent oxidoreductase. Bases 1 to 1572 code for a protein of 523 amino acids. The record is from RefSeq and is a predicted model, not a curated record. Gene Ontology annotation, molecular function: 2 iron, 2 sulfur cluster binding; oxidoreductase activity. NCBI's taxonomy places the organism in Eukaryota, Fungi, Ascomycota, Eurotiomycetes, Eurotiales, Aspergillaceae. Gene Ontology annotation, cellular component: cytoplasm. The transcript is spliced from 2 exons.
AUGGCCACCAUCGCCAAACCAGAACAAUGGAUGAAUACCUCUGGGGAAACUACCCCAGUAUGGGUCCACCGGAUGCCCUUUUCCAAGUACCCCCGCUUCGAACCCCUAAAGCAGGACAUCAAAACCGAUGUCUGCAUUGUCGGGUCCGGAAUAGCAGGAAUAUCUGUCGCCUAUGAACUUGUCACCCGCGGUAAAAAGGUAACGAUGAUCGAAGCGCGAAACGUUCUCUCGGGGGAAAGCGGAAGAACCAGUGGCCAUUUGUCGAACGCAUUGGACGAUGGCUAUGCCAACAUCGCGAAGAAGCACGGAGCCCACGGAGCCAAAAUAGCGGCCGAUAGCCAUACCUGGGCUAUUGACCGUGCGGCUCAUAUUGCCAAGAAGCUGAACAUAGACUGCGAGUUUCGCUACCUGCCGGCAAUCGAAAUCUCGCAAUAUCCUCGAGGAGAUCGUAGGCAUGACAAGGAGGUAAGCGGUCUGAGGGAGGAGGGAUGGGAUGCAGGGCCCGAUCAGAGGGAUGGGGCUUUGUUUUCUGGUCAAGCUACUUUUCAUCCUACAAAGUAUUUAGUGGGAGUGCUGGAAUGGCUGAGGGACCACCCGAAUUUCCAGUGCUUUACGCAUACGAGGAUGAUGUCGGUCGAGGAGAAGGAUCUUGUGCAAGUUCGCACAGCUAAUGGAUAUACGAUUACCGCCAGUGACGUUGUUGAAGCGACUUGCGUGCCGUUACAAAAACUGAGCGUCAUUGCCGAAAUGGAAUACAUGCGAACGUAUUGCAUUGCCAUUCGAGUCCCCAAGGGAUCCAUUGAGGAUUGUCUCCUGUAUGACGAGGCAGAGGAAUAUAAGUACGUCCGCUUCACACACUGCGAUGAGAAAGAUGACUACUUGGUCAUUGGCGGCUGCGACCACAAAGUCGGACAAGAUCAAGUAGCGGGCCGCUUUGAAGAGUUGGAAUCAUGGGUGCGUGAGCGGUUCACUAGAGCUGGCUCCGUUGACUAUAAAUGGAGUGGACAAAUCUUUGAGCCGGUGGACUAUAUGGCAUUUAUUGGGAAGAAUCAAGGGAUGAACCAUACCUAUGUCGUCACUGGUGACAGUGGAAAUGGAUUGACUCACGGAAUUCUAGCCGGAAAGCUGAUUGCGGAUGAAAUUGAGGGAAUUGAAAAUCCAUGGGCUUCACUCUACAAUCCGAACCGCCUGAUAAGCAUCGCGAAGUCGCUUCCUAGCAUGCUUGGCCAUGAUAUGCAGAUAAAUACACAAUACAAACGUUACCUGCAAUCGGACAUCAAAGAUAUUGAAGAUCUCGGUUUGGGAACAGGUGGUGUUCUUCACGACAGUAUGGCUACCGCACCAGUCGCCGUAUAUAAGGAUGGAGAAGGUCAAACUCACCGAUUCAGUGCCGUUUGUCCUCAUAUGAAGGCGGUCGUCAGCUGGAAUGAUGCUGAAAAGAGUUGGGAUUGCCCCGUUCAUGGGAGCCGGUUUAGCUGCGAUGGCGUAUGCGUUGAAGGCCCAGCCAAAUCGAAUCUCAAACCGUUGGAUGACUUUUCAAAGACAAGGCAGCAGGCGCAGGAAGCACUUUAG